Sorex fumeus (smoky shrew) is the source of this 3601-nucleotide messenger RNA. RefSeq names its product ankyrin repeat domain 24 (gene ANKRD24). Lineage: Eukaryota; Metazoa; Chordata; Mammalia; Eulipotyphla; Soricidae. Gene Ontology annotation, molecular function: actin binding. The record is from RefSeq and is a predicted model, not a curated record. The transcript has 21 exons. Bases 119 to 3571 code for a protein of 1150 amino acids.
CUGGUGGGAGCGCGCGGGCGGGGCGGCAGAGCUCUGCAUCGGCGGCCCCCAGCAUCGACCCUCCUGGGUCCCCAAGUCCCGCGGCCGCUGGCCUCCAGCUCUCGGCGCCCUGGAUGCCAUGAAGCAGCUGUGCCUUUGCUCCGCAGCCUCGUUAGCGCAGCUGCGGCUCGGCCCCACCGACCUUGGUUCCUGCCCGCCCUGCGGCCCCUGCCCCAUCCCGAAACCGGCAGCCAGAGGCAGGCGCCAGAGCCAGGAGUGGAGCAAGAGUGACGAGCGGCUGCUGCAGGCCGUGGAGAACAAUGACCCCACCCGUGUGGCCGCCCUCAUCGCGCGCAAGGGGCUGGUGUCCACCAAGCUGGAUCCCGAGGGCAAGUCCGCGUUCCACCUGGCAGCCAUGAGGGGCGCGGCCAGCUGUCUGGAGGUGAUGCUGAGCCACGGCGCUGACGUCAUGAGCACUGACGGGGCAGGUUACAACGCCCUCCACCUGGCCGCCAAGUACAGGCACCCCGAGUGCUUGAAGCCAUUGCUCCAGGCUUCCUGUGUGGUGGACGUCAUGGACAGCAGUGGCUGGACCGCUCUGCACCAUGCAGCUGCUGGUGGCUGCCUCCAGUGCUGCGAAAUGCUCUGCUCCUUCAAGGCACAACUGAAUCCUCGAGAUCGGUCAGGUACGACACCCCUCCUCAUAGCAGCUCAGAUGUGUCACACGGAUCUCUGCCGCCUCCUUCUGCAGCGGGGGGCGGCGCCCAAUGAGCAGGACCUACACGGCAGGACGGCGCUGAUGCUGGCCUGCGAGGGCGCCAGCCCCGAGACCGUGGAGGUGCUGCUGCAGGGCGGGGCGCGGCCGGGCGUCACCGACGCGCUGGGCCAGGACGCGGCUCACUACGGCGCCGCGGCGGGGGACAAGCUCAUCCUUCACCUGCUUCAGGAGGCGGCCCAGCGGCCCUCACUGCCCAGCGAGGAUGACUCCGGAGAAGCUUCAUCUCAGAACUCUGUAUCCAGCCACGAAAAACGAGGGGGUCCCAAGAAGCGGAAGGCACCGCCGCCCCCCGCCAGCAUCCCAGUGCCGGAUGAUCGAGAUGCCUAUGAGGAGAUUGUGAGGCUGAGGCAGGAGAAGGGCCGUUUGCUGCAGAAGAUCCGGGGCCUGGAGCAGCACCGAAAGCAGGAGCUGCCGGAGGCCGAGGCCAGCUCCCUGCACAGUCUGGAGAGACAGGUGCAAGAGCUCCAGCAACUGCUGGCCGAGAAGCAGGAGGAAAAGGAGUGUCUGGGGCGGGAGGUGGAAAGUCUGCAGAGUCGCCUGUCCCUGAUGGAGAAUGAGCGAGAAAACACCAGCUACGACGUGGACACACUGCAGGAUGAGGAGGACCUUCCUGGGACCGAAGCUCUGCUCUCCAAGCCGCCCACCCCACCAUCCCACGACCUCUUAGCCGCACUGCGGGACCAAGUGUCCACACUCACCAAACAGAACCAGGAACUGAUGGAGAAGGUCCAGAUUCUGGAGAACUUCGAGAAGGACGAGGUGGAGAUGAACGGCUCAGUGGAGGUCAUCCCUCUCGCCGUGUAUGAUGCCCUCCGGGCUGAGUUUGACCAGCUACGCAGGCAGCACACCGAGGCACUGAAGGUGCUGGAGCAACAAGCAGCACGAGGGACCCCUGGAGAAGAGGAAGUAGCCCCUGGGGGUGACAAGGGCACAGAAGCCGCGGCUCUAAGAAAUGGGUCGGCCGGCACGGAGCUCAGUGACGUUGCCGUUCCAGAAACCAGAAUCAACGGGGCCGAGACCACAGAUGAGGAAGCUGCAAGAGCUGAGGCCACAGAGGCCAGGACCCAAGAGGUGGCCCCCGCCGAUGCUGAGGUGAGGGCCACAAAGGCCACAGACGUGGAGGCCGUGGACACCGACGGUGUGGGGACCGAGGCCUUGGGCCUCAAAACCAAUGGGGCUGAGGUCACAGAAGUGAAAGGCAGAGACGAGGGACGAAAUCCAGGGACAGAAGUCAGGGGAACGGGAGCCACAGACGCAGAGGCCACGGAUGUGGAGACCACGAACGUGGAGGCCACGGGCGCAGAGGCCGCAGACGCAGAAGCCACGGAUGCCGGAGGCACUCACACAGUAGCAGAGGAACCUGAACUAAGGGUCAACGGGGUGGCAGCUGUGAAGGCAGAGCUCCCGGGUCCAGAGGCCACAAACAAGGAGGCCUCGGAGACAGAGGCCACGGGCAGGGCAGCCACUGGAGUGGAGGCCACGGCCCCAACUGUUUCCGCUGGCCCCGUCCUUCACCCUGGCGCUGCCGAGGCCUCAGAGAAGCUGCAAGCCGAGCUGGAGACUCGGAUCCGGAAUUUGGAGGAGGCGCUCCGGCAGCGGGAGCGGGAGGCAGCCUCCGAACUGGAGGCCGCCCAGGGCAAGUGUAAGGCCGCGGAGGCCGAGGCCGGCCGGCUCCGGGAGCGCGUGCGGGAGGCCGAGGGCGGCGGGGGCGGCAGCUGCGACGCGGGCCAGCUGCGGGCCGCCCUAGAACAGGCCCGGGAGGACCUCCGAGCCCGGGACGCGCGCCUGCGGGAACUGGAGGCCGCCUGCACCCGUCUGGAUGAAGCCCGGGCCGGCCGGCUGCUGGCCGAGGAGGAGGCCCGGGGCCUGCGGGCCGAGCUGGCCCAGCGGGAGGAAGUGAGGCUGGAGCAGAGCCGGGAGCUCCAGGCGCUGCGGGAACAGCUGGCCACGGCCACGGCGGCCGGGGAGCAGCACCUUGCCGCGGCCACACAGCUGGGCCACGCGCGGGAUGUGGCGGAGGCCAGAGUGGCCGAACUGGCCGCCGCCUGUGAGGAAGCCCGGCGGGGCCUGGCAGAGCUGCGCGAGGCCUCGGAGAGUCUCCGCCAGGCGUCGGUGCCUGCCUCCGAGCACCACCGGCUGCAGGAAGAAGCCCUGGAGCUGCGGGGCCGCGCGGCCAGCCUGGAGCAGGAGGUGGUGGCCACUGGCAAGGAGGCGGCGCGGCUGCGGGCCGAGCUGGAGCGGGAGCGAGUGGGCAGCGUGGCCCGCCUGGAGCAUGACCGCAUCGUGGGCGCGCUGCAGGCGGAUGUCGCCCGGCUGCAAGGGCAGCUGGAGGAGCUGGGCCGGCGGCACGAGAAGACCACCGCCGAGGUCUUUCAGGUGCAGAGAGAGGCGCUAUUCAUGAAGAGCGAGCGGCACGCAGCUGAGGCCCAGCUGGCCACGGCGGAGCAGCAGCUGCGGGGGCUGCGGACCGAGGCGGAGCAGGCACGCCAGGCCCAGAGCCGCGUGCAGGAGGCCCUGGACAGAGCCAAGGAGAAAGACAAGAAGAUCACAGAAUUGUCAAAGGAAGUCUUUAGUCUUAAAGAGGCUCUGAAGGAACAGCCGGCAGCGCCGGCCAGCACGGAGGUGGAGGCACUCCGCAGUCAAGUGAAAGCUUUACAGGAGCAGCUGGAGGAGGCUGCCAAGGAGCACAGCGCGGUGGUCGCCUUGUAUCGAAGCCACCUGCUCUACGCCAUCCAGGGCCAGAUGGACGAAGACGUGCAGAGAAUCCUGAGCCAGAUUCUGCAAAUGCAAAGGCUUCAAGCUCAGGGUCGCUGAGCCCCGCCUCGGCCUCGCCCACCACCCAAG